CCGGCAGUUACGACUUGACCUCGUCUCGCACAUAGACUAGACCAGACUCCCUGCGGUCCCUCAAAAAAUGGCCUCUCGCGCGUUCACUUCGUCGUUACGCGCUACGCUGAGGCGCACUGCCCUCAACCGCGUCGCCGCCCCCAGCUGCAAGCGAUUCAAUUCGACUCAUGCCCCGUCAGGACGGUCCAGCGAUACCCCUUGGAUUAUUGGUUCUGCUGUCGUCUUUGGUCCCCUGUUCUUAUACCUUCUCGCGCCCGACGGCAAAAAGGACCACCACCAUGACAAGUCUGAACACAAGUCGGAACCGGCUGUUGAGGAGAAGGAGGUUGAGACCGAACCAGAACCAGAGGCACCUGCAGCUGCUGAAGAAUCCUCCCCGGAACCCCCUGCUGAGGCUGCACCUGUGGCAGAAACUACUUCCGAGUCUGCAACCGUGACAGAUGAUGAAGGGACUCCCAUAUCUGCCGAGGAGGUAAAAGAGUCUAUUCAGCGGGCGGAGGUCUCUGAUGCUCCCAAGGAGGCUGCAGCUGAGGAGAAAAAAGAAGCAUCUUAA
Molecule: messenger RNA, 553 nt
Organism: Guyanagaster necrorhizus
Lineage: Eukaryota; Fungi; Basidiomycota; Agaricomycetes; Agaricales; Physalacriaceae
Exons: 6
Coding region: 68-553 (161 amino acids)
Source: RefSeq, a predicted model, not a curated record